Botrytis sinoallii is the source of this 717-nucleotide messenger RNA. RefSeq lists its product as uncharacterized. Bases 1 to 717 code for a protein of 238 amino acids. Gene Ontology annotation, cellular component: EMC complex. The record is from RefSeq and is a predicted model, not a curated record. The transcript is spliced from 2 exons. Lineage: Eukaryota; Fungi; Ascomycota; Leotiomycetes; Helotiales; Sclerotiniaceae.
AUGCGUCCCUCAAUCUUCGGCGUCUUUUCGCUGCUCUCCCUUCUCCCCUCCUCUCUCGCAACUCAACUCAUCUUCACAAUCCCAACGACUUCUCAACUAAACCCAUCAACUCUCCCCCCCUCCACCCACGCAAUCCUCAGUACCCUUUCUCACACGCACACCGCGCCUCUCACUCCAUCCAAUUCCUUCUCUUUCCGCAACCUUACCAGCGGCUCCUACCUCCUCACCGUUUCCUCUCCCACCCACGCUUUCAUUCCUCUCCGCGUCGAUAUUCAUCCUGCAUCCUCCGAGUCGAAUCUCAUUCCCAUCGAAGCAUUUACCACUUUCCGCGCCAACGAAUGGAGCAACAAGGGAGAGAUCAUCCCGGUUUCUAAACUCGGAGAUGAUAAAUACACAGCGGAAGUUAAGCCACUUGUCGAGAAAAACUAUUAUCUUGAGCGAGUGGGGUUCUCGCCAUUGAGUUUAUUGAAGAAUCCUAUGAUCUUGAUUGCUGGAUUCAGCAUGCUUAUUGUGUUUGGAAUGCCUUAUCUUAUGGAUAAUAUGGACCCAGAACUCAAAGCAGAAUUUGAGGAGCGCCAGAAGAGUGGUGGUGGAAUUACAGGCGGUGCCAAUGGCGCCAAUCCAUUGCAAAAUUUCGAUGCGGCAGCUUGGUUGGCUGGGUCUGGUGGAAAGAAGGAGGGAGGCGCUGCAAGUGGUGGAAGAGAGAUUAUCAGAUGA